Messenger RNA from Cadophora gregata, 2877 nucleotides. RefSeq lists its product as uncharacterized. Bases 85 to 2727 code for a protein of 880 amino acids. The record is from RefSeq and is a predicted model, not a curated record. The transcript is spliced from 3 exons. Lineage: Eukaryota; Fungi; Ascomycota; Leotiomycetes; Helotiales; Ploettnerulaceae. Gene Ontology annotation, cellular component: membrane; cytoplasm; microtubule. Gene Ontology annotation, molecular function: GTP binding; microtubule binding; GTPase activity.
CUAGUUCUCUCCCUCUCUCUUUCGAUCUGACCCAACAUAUCUGCCAUUUGAAGUUUGACGGACGGACAAUUCAGAGUCGUCAGAAUGACGAAACACCCAAUAUCCGUCGGCGCUGCCGUAGAUGCGCAAGAUUUCGCAGGCGAGCAACAAGGUCUGCUAGAUCUUAUUGACAAGCUUCAGUUCGCCCAACUCGACAAUGUGAAACUUCCUCAGAUCGUGGUGGUUGGAGAUCAAUCAGCUGGGAAGAGUUCCGUACUAGAAGCGAUAUCCUCAACACCAUUCCCAAGGGAAGCUGGCGCUUGCACGAGAUUCGCGACAGAAAUCAGGUUGAGAAGAUCAGACGAAUUGAAGUUCGUGAUAAAAAUCAUACCUGACAGAACUCGUCCGAUGGCUGAGCAAAAACGACUUUUGGAUUUCGGGAAUCAUGUGGAUAAGACGGUACCAUUUGAUGUUCUCAUGAGCCAUGCAGUGGAACAGAUCGCACCCAAACGGAUCCCCGGCCGAUUCGCCACGAGAGAUAUCUUGGUAGUCGAGAAGUCUGGUCCAACAGAGCCUCUUUUGACUCUUGUGGAUUUGCCUGGUCUCGUCCGAAAUGCAAACAAUGAUCAAUCCGAGGAGGACAUCAAAGCCAUCAACGAUCUGACGGACAGAUAUAUGAAGAGUUCUCGGACAAUCAUUCUCGCAGUUGUCGGUGGAAAUGGAGAUUACGUCCAAGCACCUGUCCUGAACAAAGCUCGGAAAUUUGACCCUUCAGGUUCUCGCACGAUCGGUGUCCUCACCAAGCCGGAUUUGACGGAAUCAAUUGGUCUUGAAGACAAGUUCAUCGCUUUGGUCAAUAAUCAAGACAAACACAACGACUUCAAACUCGGAUGGUACGUCCUUCUUAAUCCUGGACCUCGAGAUGUAGGACAGGAAUGGCCAACGGCUGAGGAGAGGAAGGCAAAGGAGGACCAGUUUUUCAAUAACGGCAAAUGGGCAUCACUUUCACCGAACAUGUGCGGCGUGGCAGCCUUGAAGCAGAAGCUCAGCCAGCAACUUCAAAGACAUAUCGGCAAGCAUGUCAGGACCCUCCGAGAUGAGAUUUCAAAGGCACUUCAGGAAUGCGAGGCAGAGCUGAAGAGUAUGGGUACUGGGAAGGAUACGAUCGAGGAGAUGCGUGGUGAACUUAUUGCACUUUGCUCCGAUUCGAGUGAUCUCGUCAAGCCCGCGGUCGACGGUACAUUCAAGAAUCCUCCUGGAAAAUCUUUCUUCCCUAGAGGAGUUGAUGCUCGCGGUACGCCAGCUCAAAAGCUUCGUGCUCGGGUCGUGGAUGAGAAUCGUCGGUUUGCAGCUCGUGUGAGAUUGAUCGGCCACAAACACAACUUCACACCUGGACCUGAAACGCAGAAUCCUGUGCAGAGGGUUAUAAAGGGAACGAUGACCAAAGCACAGUUCGCCAAGAAGGAGGUUGAACCUCUGAUCCAGCAGAAUACCGGAACAGAAUUUCCUCUCGAUUACAACCCCCGCCUUGUUUACUCGCUUUUCCAAGAAUAUUCUGAGAAUUGGCCAAGACUUGCUCAACAGCACAAGGACAAUCUUGGUGUUAUCUGUAGCGAGUUUCUGGCUGAAGUCAUUGAUGAUGUUUGGCCACAGCGGAUGCGUGAACCACUUCGGACCGAGUUCUUGGAUCAGCAGAUGAAAGAGAUGCUGGACAAAGCUCGGGCUGAAGUCGUCAAUCUGGAGAAUGACCAGCAUCUCGAGGUUCAGCCAUACGACUUGGAAUAUACUGAACGAAUUAAGCAGUGGCGUUCUGCCGCUCCACCCGAGAGCCCAUACACUGAGGCUGAAGAAGUUUUGGAGAAGAUGCUCAUCCAUUAUGAGCUUUCAUCCAGAAUUUUUAUCACGAAUGUAAUUACCCAAGUCAUCGAGCGCCAUCUGCUGCAAGGACUAUAUGGGAUCUUCGGAUCAGUCAAGAUCUAUAACCUCAAAGAUACACAGAUCGAGCGAAUUGCAGCUGAGAACAAAGCUACACGCGACAAGCGACUCGCUUUGAAGGCGAAGAAGGUUGCCAUCGAGGAAGCUGGAGAUAUCUGCGCCAAACUCUCCAUGCGCAAGGAGCUUAGGUCAUAUGAAGAAGAUGAUCUGGAUAACGCCAGUUCCGACGAUGAAGACAUCCCCACGCCCUCCUCCGCGGAGCAAAGUCGAACUCAGCGAAGAUCCCAUAAACCGGUCCCAGAGCCGUCUCAGCAGGCUCAGCAGGCUCAGCAGGCUCAGCAAGCAGCUCCUAUCCGCGCAACGCCAACAGUCGUUGAUGUCAGCACCCCGGUUACAAACUACAUUCCCGCCCGCGAACCCCGCGAGUACUCAUCCACAGCCACACCAACGCACACUGGCAAUGAUUACUCGCGUACACCUGGCGGAUGGAACGACGCCGAAUACCACAAUCCCACACAAAGUGAGCCACAAUAUCCUCCACCCCCACCACGUCGUCCAGACAAGCAGCGAAUCGAUGAUCCAUUCUAUCCUGUCUCGCCACCUGAUUCGGGGAGCAGAAGGAAUUUUGCGGAGGAAACGACUAAUGGAAAUGGGAAUGUGAAUGGACAUCGCUCGACUCCUUCGUAUCCCGAGGUUCCGGUCAGAGCGCCGAGCACGAAUAGUAUUCCGCAGCAGCAGGAUUAUGUUGAUGAUUAUGGGAGGGCUGGGCCAGGAAAGAAGACUGCGAGGUGGUUGAAGGGGAUGAAGAAUUAGAUGGUGGAUUUCGUUGAUGUGUCAAUUUUGUGAUGGGACGGACGGGUCACUAUUUUUGGGUGUUUAGAUUGGUGUUUGUGGUAGGGUGUGGUCAGGUUUCGUUGCUCAGCGUUCGUUAUACCACGCCGAUAGAGAACCCUUAUUAUGUAG